UCAUUUUGUCUAUUGAAUCAUUUUAAAAAAAACUUAAACUUUCGAAGUUCAGAUAGUUAGCUUAAUUGACAUUGAUAAUCGUGUUGUUACGGUACAAGAUGUGUGAAUUUGGAAAAAUUCCAGCCACAACGGUGAAGGAGAGUUCAAUAACAUCUAACGAUCUCUUGUUUCUUUCAGUUUGACUUCAAUCAACUACCACUUUCUACUAUUUUAAGGUUUUGCACCACUUUAUGUUUCUUCCCCUUUUGACUCUUCAAGUUUAAAGUCUUUCACCUUUUGAAGCUCAAACUUUGAGAAAUUAAUAUUUACAAUAGCAACGAUUUCAUCUAGUGGAAAAAUUGGGUUCAAUCAAAAUGAGGAAAAGUGUAAUCUUGAAGCAUUCGAUCGCUCUUGUAACCAUUCUAGUCACCAUUUGCUGCAUUUUCAUCGUAAUGGUAACUUUUUACAAUCUUCCAGAAGCUAAAAACAAGAGUAAUGAGAAAAUGGGGUUUGACCCAAUUACCAGAUCUAGAAAAAAUUCCUUGCAAGAUUUCAAAUUGGGAAAGUUUGGUGAAAUGAUGGUUGAAAUGUUACCUCAAGAUCUUGCUUUUACAAUUUUUGUUCCUUCUGAGGAAGCUUUUAAGCGUGAUCUGCGUUUGAGUUUGAAUGAUAGUUUGAAACAAGACAAGUUUAAUGAUACAUAUGCAAUUGUGAGUCGUGUGUUGGGUUUCUCUGCUGUUCCUCGUACAAUUUGUUCUGUUGAUUUGAGGUUUGGUGAGGUUGUGUCUUAUGAUUCUUUGUCUGGGUUUCCAUUGUAUGUUUCAAAAGAUGUUGGUGGAAUCGUGGUUGUUAAUAGGAUUCGUAGUGAAAUUGUAGAUGUUAGAAAAAGGGAGAUUGUUGUUCAUGUUUUGGAUGGGGUUAUUAUGGAUGCUGAUUUUGAACAAUCGGUUCUAUAUGAGGAAACUGAGGAAGAUUGAUUGUAUUCAAAUUUUUUUUUAUUGACGAAUGUUAGUAUGUUAAAUUAUGUUAGUUUUUGGGAUGCAUUCUGGAUGUCCUGUUUAAAACUCUUUCAACUGAGUUUAGUCUUAAUACUUCACACUUGCACAUACAAGAGGUAAAUGUAAAAGCAAAAGGUUUUCAUUUUCUACUUGAAUAUGUGGAAAUUUAUUUAGUUAAUGGCAUGGACAAUAAGUGUUGUUUACCUGUUCAAUCCAUGCGUAGUUCUUAAAUAUGCAUUACUAAAUUUGAUGUUUUUCAGUUCA
Cicer arietinum (chickpea) is the source of this 1241-nucleotide messenger RNA. RefSeq lists its product as uncharacterized. Lineage: Eukaryota; Viridiplantae; Streptophyta; Magnoliopsida; Fabales; Fabaceae. The record is from RefSeq and is a predicted model, not a curated record.